Messenger RNA from Paramecium sonneborni, 1166 nucleotides. NCBI's taxonomy places the organism in Eukaryota, Ciliophora, Oligohymenophorea, Peniculida, Parameciidae. The record is from the annotation of a GenBank genome assembly.
AUGAGUAAUAUUUGAGUAAAAAAGUGAAGUAGUAAUAAUUGAAUUGAGUGACUAUUGUAAUUAAUAUAAAAAAUAUGUUUAAGAAGGGGACAAAUAUCCGAGAUUUAUUUGCAGAGAAUGAGAAACCAAUUUAGAUAGUAUUAAAAUGUAGAGCAUCAUAAGAAAGUAAAAGUGAUUAUGAAUGUAGUGCUAUCUUUAGUGAGUGUGUCUCCAAAAUUAAUGGAAUAACCAAAAUUAAGUGUUCUUGUUUGUUAAGCUGAGAUGCAUAGUCCUGAAACAAAGACAUAUUGUUUGGGAGAGUUAAAAACAACAAAGAGAAAACCUUUAUCACAUAGCAAUAGUAUAAUAAUAAAGGUAGAAUGUAUAAAGUUUAAGUUUAAGUGUACAAAUUUAAGUACAAAAUUAAUGUAAUAGUUAUGUUGGAAAGAUAAAUUAUACAUUAAAAUUAGUAAUAGGAUGGGGUGGAUUUGGAAAGGUGUGGAAAGUAGAACAUAAGAGAUCUAGAUAAAUCUAUGCAAUGAAAGAAUAGCAAAAAAGCUAAGUAAAUAGGGUUGAGGACUUAGAUUUUAGGGAAAAAUUCAGUAAAUCAGUGUUAAACAAGUAGAAUUUACUUUAGAAGUUGAAAAAUCCAUUUAUAGUAAAUAUAGUGGCAGCAUUCCAAUAUAGAGAGACCUUAUAUUUAGUAAUGGAUUAUCUUUCAGGAGGAGAUUUAAGAUUUCAUUUGAUAUUGAAUAAAUCAUUUAAAGAAGAUUAAAUAAGUAAGAUUAUUAUUAUUAUAAAUAAUAAAGAAUUUUUUAUGGGAUGUUUGAUUUUAGGAUUAGAAUAUAUGCAUAAUAAUUAAAUAAUUCAUAAAGAUUUAAAACCAGAAAAUCGAGUAUUUGAUUAAUAAGGUUAUUUGAGAAUAACAGAUUUAGGAAUAGCAAGAUUACGUAAAUUAGAUAAUCAUAAUGAAACAAGUGGAACUCCUGGUUAUAUGGCACCUGAAGUAUUACUUAGAUAGAAUAAUUCUUAUGGAGUUGAUCAUUUUGCUUAAGGCGUUAUGACUUAUGAAUUAAUUACUGAUAAAAGAUCUUACAUUGGAAGAUCUCGUAAAGAAGUAAGAGAUGAAAUACUUGGUCGAUAAGUAUACUUAACUUAAAAAGAAUGUCCCAAUUAUUCUUCAUCUC